GCCCACCCGGCGGAGCCGAGCGGCGCGCCGAGGCUACAAGUGCCGCGGCUGGGGAGUGGGGGACUUUCUCCUAGAGUCGUGCACCGGCGUGCGCGCAGUGCUGGAGCCGCACCGGGUGGCCAAGGCGGAAGGAAACCUGACUCCUCAUUUGAGGGAUCCUGUCACAGGAAUGUGUGAGUCCUUGGAUAAAUUUGGCUUGGUGACAGCAGUAUGCUUUUUCCAGAGACACUGCCACUUCCUCAGUGCUCCUUUUCUACCCUGACCUGAGUUUCUCAGUGUUAACCCCUGUAGCAAGUGAGAAGAUUUGCCCUUUUCAUACUUCUCUGCUACUUGGGACUCUCUUUCCCUUCUUUUGCCCCUUUUAGGAGGAACUGGGGCUGAGGUGCUGACAGCCAGGGCUGCAAAGAAAAUGGGGACUUUGGAAGCAGCACUCCUGGCAGUACGAUCUUAAUUCCUGUUGGGUUCUUACCUAAAUUUGUUGCUGUUGGCAGAAUUUCUAGAAGCUGCUGGGGGAUUUAACUAGCUCCCAUGGAGCUCCAUUACCUUUCUAAGAAGAGCAGCCAGGCAGACCUGUGCGAUGCCAUGGACCAUAAUUCAGGAGGGCUUCCUGGUGACCCUGUAGAUGUAGCAGCCAUCAGGGCUGCUCUUUGCUGUCAAAAACACUGUACAUCUACACCAAGAUUAUCUGGGAUGGAAGGGUCUAGACUUAGCCCUUCUCCAGCAUCCCCUUCCUCCUGUCUGCAAGACAGUGUUAUUCAGCCAAACUUCUUCCCACCAGGACCCCUUGACUCAGGGAACACCCAAAUAACAGCAGAACGGAAAGUCUGCAACUGCUGCAGCCAAGAAUUAGAAACAUCUUUUACUUAUGUGGAUGAGAAUGUCAACUUGGAGCAGCGGAACCGGAGGUCCCCUUCAGCAAAAGGCAGUAAUCAUCCUGAAGACCUUGGCUGGGGAAAUCCAAGUGAAUGGUCUCAUGAGGCUGCCAUAUCCUUGAUCUCCGAAGAUGAAGAUGACACCAGUUCAGAAGUCACAUCUUCAGGGAAGUCAAUUGACUAUGGUUUCAUCAGCGCCAUCUUGUUCUUGGUCACCGGCAUUUUGCUGGUGAUCAUUUCUUACAUUGUCCCACGAGAAGUGACAGUGGAUCCCAACAGCGUGGCAGCCAGGGAGAUGGAACGUCUAGAGAAGGAGAGUGCAAGGCUGGGGGCUCAUCUGGACCGCUGUGUGAUUGCUGGGCUCUGCCUCCUCACGCUUGGGGGGGUUGUUCUGUCUUGUUUGUUAAUGAUGUCUAUGUGGAAGGGGGAGCUCUAUCGUCGAAACAGAUUUGCAUCUUCCAAAGAAUCUGCAAAACUCUAUGGUUCUUUCAACUUCAGGAUGAAAACCAGCACUAAUGAAAACACCCUGGAGCUGUCCUUGGUAGAAGAAGAUGCUCUCGCUGUGCAGAGUUAAUUGUGAUUAUGGAUUUCUUGAGAUUGCCUUGGUAUUUUAUAAGAAAAAAAAGAUGUUUUUUUUUCCUCCUCAAAAUUAACAGUGCAAUUUAUUUGCCAGCCAGAAAAGUUUAUUUCUCAAACCAAUAGUCAGUGAGUGUUUUGCAUUGCUUCUGUUUAGAAGAAAAACCAUGUAAAUUGCUUAAGAAACCACAACCAGCUACACCUAUCUUUCUGAGAGCUGUAAAUUAAUCUUUAAUGGCUAUGAACUUCUUCUAUAGCAAAAUGCUUCUAAUGACCCAAUAUACAAAUGAUUUCUUUUACACAAAUAGGGAUAUUAUUCUUUGGGUACUAGGAGGUCCCUCAUAUCAUGGGAUCAGUUGGCAACCGAUUUUGUGAAAAAUAAGCACUAAUCACAUAAUAAGGCUAGCAUUUAAUUCUCAAAGGUGCUUAUUCAUUUUCUUGCUGAAGUUUUCUUACUGUAAUUUGUCUAGACAGAAAAAAUACAGAUUUGGGGAUGUGAAUAUUAUUAAGCUUGAGGAUGUUGGUUAUUUUAAAAAAUAUAAAAAUGUCAACUUUAAAAUUAUUCCUGUAUUCAGAAAUGGCAACUACAUACAUCAUUGGGAUAAACUUUCUAAUAAAAACUAUAUAAAUCAUCAUAAAACUAAGGGGAAGUUAAGCCACAGUGUUAAUGCCAGAUAUUCACCAGUGUUACAUGCCAUUUUCCUUGAAAUAAAAUUAGUUAUUAUAAAUUUUAUUUUCUGUUUCUAGUGUUGCCAUCAUCCUAAUACCUGUGCUUUUGAAGUCUUUGCUUGAUCUCACACUAGAGAGGCAGAACAUAAAAUUUUUUAAAUGUGUUUCCGGACACCUAACUUCUAGACAGGUCUGGGUCACCAUUGGCUCUGACAUGCUCCCAGGUGAUAUACUGUUGUUAUCUGGAGCAAACUUCCAGUAUGAUUCCAGCUGGAUCCUUGGGUACUGUGCCUGGCAGGCUGUAUUACUUAGAACAAGUCAUCAUCGCCUCAGGAGUCAUUAAACCCGCAGCCAAAAAAAUCACAAUGGAAAGAGAAAGAACAAAACACCCAUUCAAUGGAAACUGUUCUCAUCACCAGAAUUUGUCUCCUAGCAAAGGUCUAGCCAUCAUUCUGAGCACCUUAUAUUUGAGGCUCCCAGUAAUUGUGCUGGGGGUCUCAAAAUGCCCUAAGGUACUUGGUCUGUGAGAGGCAUGAUGGGCAGUGUGGCCACAACUUUGCAGAACACACACCCAGUCUCCACAUUGACACUCUGCCUCUGUAUAGCAGUUGUUCAGGAAGGUAAUGGAGUAUGCAGCCUCAGGUAUAUCUUGCAUUGCAUGACUGUUCCUUGAGUGUUCCCCACCUCUCACUGUAGAAGUUGUAACUUUUAUUUGAGUGUUAGGAGGAUCAUUGGAGUCAUCUUCAAGAGGACUGGAGCUGGGAAUGCGUGUGAGAAUACAGGACUGAGGGGGUAAGGAAGUGAUUUCUUGUUAGCUUCUGAAGUCCAGCUAAUUUUAACACCUGAAAUUUAUGUUCUGAAGACUGUAAGACAUGGAUGACUUCAGGGGCAAAGUGUGAGAGUCGGGAUGUUUAUGUGGAUGAGCUCUUGUUGAUGUCAGAUUGAUGAGUGGAGUACAUUGUGUUAUAAAGGGUUAAGGUGAGAUGGGAAAAGAGGAUGAGAGAAAACAGGUAGGUAAAAGAACUGAGUGAAAAUGAUUGGUUCUUUGUGCUCUUUGAGAAAAUUUUUUGUUUUCCUGUGGCUUUCCUGUCAUGGUUUGUGUUGAGGUCACCUUACCAGCUGUAUCAACUUUACAUUCUAGAGUUUUAUAAUUGUCCUGUUCUAGCCCACUUGAGCCAUUUUCAAUGAUGUUUAGGCAAGAAGGGAAUAAUCUGCUUGGAUGCGUGAGUUGGUCUGAGCUGUGUUUAAGAAAGCACUUAAAAUACCUUUUAAAAUCCUCCAUGUUUAUUCAUAGAAGCUAAGUGAGAUCAACUGAGUUUUGUUUUUAUUUGUUGGUGAGAGGAUUAAUUUGACAAAUGGUAAAUUAAACUGAAUUAAUUUGUGGCCCAGUUUUCAGUUUUUGAUGGAAUAUGAGUUUGAGAAUCAAGUGUGAAGAAGUCUUUUCAAUUCUAUAAAAUCGAUGAUAAAGGAAAAAAAGUGAAAGCUGACUUGGAACUCUUUAAUGAAUCUUGCCAUGCUACUAAAUUAUAUAAAUGUGGUCUAAAGGCAAUUUUUUUAAAAAAAAAAAAAAGGCUAUUUGGGAAAAGAAUAUACUCAAGGGGAAGAGGUAAAAAGACUAACCAGUUAUAUUUCUUUGUUUCUGAGAAGUUUAAUUUUCCUUCAAACUUAAAAUUGGAAAUUAGUAAGUAAAUGCUUAUUUCAACAUUAUUUAUAUCUGCUCGUGUAUUGAGAACACAUCACUUUUAAGAUUCUACUUUUAUGAAGGCAGACUUUUUCAUCAAAAUGAAUCAAUACAGAAAAUCAUCUGGAUGACUCCUUUAGACUGUGUGGACAUAAUACAGAUAAUUGCCUCCUCUGCUUUCCCCAGAUAUUCUCUUUGUGUUGCCCUCUUCCAUCUUGUCAGUGCCUACAUUCCAGAAGAAGAUUACUUGAAUUUAAAAUGAAGGUCACACAAGCAAAGAAAAGCCUGUAACUAAAUAGACAGUUGGUUCCAACCUGACAGAGUGUUUUUGGUGCUAGAAGUACUUAAGCUAGACUAGGUGAGAAAUGUUGCAGACAUUGAACUGACAAGAGUUAUAGUAUUAGUCUCAGAUUCUUCAUGAAGAUUUAUGACCUUAUAUCUAUCUCUUCAACAUGGUGCUGGUUGUUAUCGAUGAAAGUUUUUAUUGCUAGACCUGAAAAAAACAAAACUUUCAUAGGUCCUAGGCCUUGAAUUUAUUUACCUGGGCUUAGAAGUCUUAACUCAGUCAUCGUCCUUAUCUUAAUAAGACAGUUUCUCCUUUAGCAGUAUGUUCCAACAGUGUGAGGACCAGAAAGAAGGCUGCCUUUCUCUUUACUAUUGGAAUCUGUAUGCUGCUUAUGGACAGUUUAAGCUUCAUAAUAUUUUUAAUAAACCAUUAAAAUAGGACACCUUAAGCUGUUUGUGGUAGAGUUUACAAAGAGUUUUCUUUGCAAUUGGGAGUCAGCCAUUGGGAGCUCCUAAAGCAAACUGUAUACUGGUCUUCUGUAUGAAGAAUGUCUUCUUUCCAUGAGACUGGGGUUGUGGCUCAGUGGUAAAGCGCUUGCCUAGCAUGUGUGAGGCACUGGGUUCAAUUCUCAGCACCACAUACAAAUAAAUAAAAUAAAGAUCCAUUAACAACUAAAAAAAAUAUUUAAAAAAAAGAGUGUCAUCUUUCCAGGUUCCUUGCUGCAUAGUUGAUUGGUGGUUUAGAGGUUUGCAGAACGGCUGUGAACCAUAAAGUUUUUGGUGGCCAAAGGUACUUUUACUCACAUGUCUGCUGUGUCCCCUAAUUCUAUGCUACUUAGGUAUACUUGGUCUUUUCAUCAUAAGCUUUUCUGUCAGAUUAAAAUAUGAGCCCACCCUCCUAAUACUUAUCUGUUUUAGGAACUCAACUCAUAUCUUUCAAGGCACAACUAUAGACAGAGACACUCUCCCACCCAGAUUAUUUGAGCCUUCUCUUUGCACCAUAGGGUGAUAUCAAAUGAGUGAGCCCCAUACCUAUUGAAAAUCGAAAAGUAAGAGUCUAGCUGGGCUUGGUGGUGCAUGCCUGUAAUCCCAAUGAUGUGGAAGGCUGAGGAAGGAGGAUCACAAAUUUGUAGCCAGUCUGAGCAACUUAGUGAAACCCUUUCUCAAAAUUUAAAACAUUAAAAAAAAUAAGGCUGCAGAUGUGGUUUAGUGGUUAAGCACCCCUGGGUUCCUCUGGUACAAAAAAUAAAAAGAAUCAAGGUCUAUAGAAGAAAAGCCCAAGUGGCUCUAUUUUUUGUUUGUUUUGUUUUACUUUGUUACAGGCAAAAAUUCUAAGCAGUUACAUUUGAACAUUUUGGGCGUCAUCUUUCACAUGAUCAAUGGUAAAUAAUACAAAAACCUGGAUUCAUCAUCUAACAUUUUUUUAAAAAGCAUUCUAUUUAUCUGUUAGGAGAAGAUUUCUCAGCCUGAAGGUCAGAUUCCAUUGUAGUAAUUAAUGCUGCCACCAGAAAAUAUGGUCUGACAAGAGAUUAACAAUCUUAGCCAAUGGUUCACCUGCUACAGCAAGAUUUAAUACAUUAACUUGAUUCCACAGCAGCAAAGGGAUAAGACAGAUUCUUACAGUUCUCUGUAAUAGCUUUAACCUUUCCUGGAAUUGGACAUAAAGAAUGACUAUGAUGAGAAGAAUUAAAUGAAAUCUCACUGGCUUUUCCCAGUGUAUAAAGUUUCAUAAGACAGAGAAUUAACACACCGUCAUUCAACUGAUUUUUACCUGUAUCAUUUUAUGGUCCACAUAGUAUUCUAUAAUGUUCUCUUCUAACGCAUGAAAAUGAACAUAUAUCUUGGGAAGUCAUUUGUCUGACUAUAGCAUCGACACCGUAAAAAGAAGUUAUUUGGAACAUGUAAAACUGAUUUCAAAAAAUCUGUGGCUUACACAUAAGAGUAUACUUGUGGUUUAUGUUUGCUAAUGUGCAAGUUUGUGUGCACAUGUCUAUGUAGGAUAUAUUUUAUAGUCAUGGAACUUUAAUAUCCAAAAGCAAUUGUUAGAAUAAUUUUCUUAUAGGAAUUGGGUAUGCCUUAAUGUUGACUGUAAGAACAAGAGUCCUUUCACAGGUCAUGAAUGAAGAAUUUGGAAUCAACCUCAGAAUGAGAUGUCAUAAUUAUAUAAAUCUAUUUUGGUUGUACAGCAUCCCAGAAAUGUUUACUGAGGUUUUUUUUUUAUUUCAGAGUCAUGUAACUGUGGCAUAUUCAAAAUUAUUUUAACAUGAAUUAUGAUUUUAUUACAGGGAAAUAUGGGCAGCAUAUUCCCUUGCUCCAAGUUUUACUAACUCUCCUGUUUUAGGAACAGCCGGCCUUGUUUCCCCCUCUGCCACCUUUAUGGUUUCUACCCAGGCUUCAAACAAAUGUCAUGUAAGAAAUCAAAGAUGGGUAAUUCCUUUAGGUUGUAUUUAGAGUUUUUACUCUGUGGUUCUUGUUGUGUUUUUAAUUCUCUUGCCAAACAAAAAUAAUUUGGUGUUGCUUGUUUGCUUUUUGAUAUUAUAAGCAGCGAUUAUCAAGGUUUUAAGCUUUUUCUUAUGGCAUCUGAUGCUUUAUAUAUUAAUAGCAAGUGCAUCAUGUCAUUUUAAAAUAAAACUAUUUAUUAAGA
Molecule: messenger RNA, 6727 nt
Organism: Ictidomys tridecemlineatus (thirteen-lined ground squirrel)
Lineage: Eukaryota; Metazoa; Chordata; Mammalia; Rodentia; Sciuridae
Gene: Tmem74
Product: transmembrane protein 74
Source: RefSeq, a predicted model, not a curated record